AGAAGAUUUUUGAAACCUAAAAUCUCUGAGUUGGUGUUGUGUUGUUCUCUAAUUGAGUUUCAGCAAAGAUGGUUGAUGGAGUUGAGUUCUCAAGCACUAAAAGUGGUGCGACAGAUCAAAGCAGCGAGACGGUUAUGAUGUACACGUUGUACGCCUCGGACAACCCGGGAGUUUUGAUCACUUCAGUUAUGUUAAAUGGAGAAAAUUACAAUGAGUUGUCUGGCGGAGAUGCUUAAUGCUCUUCAAGCAAAACGAAAGCUGGGUUUCCUCAACGGUACUUUGAAGAAACCCAGAGAUUCUAGUCCUGAUCUCAAAAACUGGUUGUCAGUAAAUUCAAUGGUCAUUGGUUGGAUCCGUUCUUCCAUCGAACCUAAAGUCAGAAGCACGGUAACUUACAUCUCCGAUGCUCAUCAGCUUUGGGAUAAUUUGAAGGAACGUUUCUCAGUGGGUAACGAGGUUCGGGUCCAUCAGAUUAAGGCUCAGCUCGCGUCGUGUAGACAAGAUAGGCAGCCUGUGUUGGACUACUUCAAGAAAAGUCAGGAACACACACUUCAGAUAAGUUGUCUGGACCGUUUUUCGAGGACCCUGAUUGGAACCGAUGAAGAGCGUGAUGGAAUCUAUUACUUUAAGGAUAUUGUCGCAGCAAAGAGUCAUCGGGUAGUUGGUAGUCAAGAUCAAGCUCUGUGGCAUCAGCGUUUGGGACAUCUGUCGUUUUCAGUUCUUUCGGAUUUGUCUUUUGUUUCUCAUUCUUCAAUGUUAGCUACCUCUAGUUUUUGUGACAUUUGUUUUCGAGCUGAACAAACUCGCGAAGUUUUUCCUGAUAGUUUGUGACAUAAAACGACAGUGUUUUUCUCUUAUUCAUGUUG
This is a messenger RNA of Eutrema salsugineum, 866 nucleotides long. RefSeq lists its product as uncharacterized. NCBI's taxonomy places the organism in Eukaryota, Viridiplantae, Streptophyta, Magnoliopsida, Brassicales, Brassicaceae. Bases 196 to 831 code for a protein of 211 amino acids. The transcript has 2 exons. The record is from RefSeq and is a predicted model, not a curated record.